Messenger RNA from Bufo bufo (common toad), 1078 nucleotides. RefSeq names its product putative claudin-24. Bases 132 to 794 code for a protein of 220 amino acids. The transcript has a single exon. Gene Ontology annotation, biological process: cell adhesion; bicellular tight junction assembly. Gene Ontology annotation, cellular component: plasma membrane; bicellular tight junction. The record is from RefSeq and is a predicted model, not a curated record. Lineage: Eukaryota; Metazoa; Chordata; Amphibia; Anura; Bufonidae. Gene Ontology annotation, molecular function: structural molecule activity.
UCAUGGGUUAAAGUCUAAAGCUUAUAUUCCCUGUAGCUAGAAGCCACGAUUAUUAGUUCACUAUCAACUGCAAGACACCAGAUAGCUGCUUGGGUGUACUUACAAAAACUCUUUCAAGGAAUAAAUCAAGUAUGGCUUUGGCCACAAGAACUUACGUACAGUUUGGAGGAACUUUUUUGUCUUUCACUGGAUGGAUUCUGUCCUGUGUGACUACAUAUGUGCCUCUCUGGAAAAACUUGAAUCUAGAUUUAAAUGAAUUAGAGAACUGGACUAUGGGACUCUGGCAGACCUGCGUUGUUCAAGAGGAAGGAGGAAUGCAAUGCAAGGACUUUGAUUCUUUCCUGGCUCUUUCAUCGGAGCUCAGGAUUUCAAGGAUUUUAAUGUUCAUAUCCAAUGGUUCUGGGAUGCUUGGACUUGUCAUCUCCAGCCCUGGUUUAGAAUGUGUGAAAUUUGGGGCAGGAAAUCAGGAGCUGAAGACUCGACUCCUACUUCUAGGAGGCAUCAUGCUUUGGACUUCAGGACUAAGUGCUUUAGUUCCAGUCUCCUGGGUGGCUUAUGACACUGUUCAGGAGUUUUGGGAUGAGUCUAUCCCAGACAUUGUUCCAAGAUGGGAGUUUGGUGAAGCUCUCUUUAUGGGUUGGUUUGGAGGUUUUUUCCUCAUUCUUGGUGGAUCUCUCCUUGCUUUCUCCUACUGCUUCACAUCUUCUGACUCAACAUCUAUAUCCUACAAGCCUACCAAGCAGCAAGAACAAUGUUUAUCAGUAAACUUCAAAUAUCCAGAUCUCACUAUAUGACAUUUAAGCGUAGCUGUGGAUCUUAAACCAUGUAGAUGUGGGUCUCUGAAUUUGAGUUUUUUUAAUGUUUCAUUUUCUACUUUUUUCAGUUGACUAUUAUUGUGUUUUGACUCUAAUAGGCAAUGGCAUUGCUAGCCAUUCAUUAAGAUUUGGCUAUAUGCAAGUCAGUCAUACCAGUAUUAUCACAAUUUUUUAGAGAAUAACACAGUGUUGGAUGUUGGGUCUUCAGAAAGGGUCCAGCAACCUAGUAAAAUGUGCACUGGAGCCAGGAUAUAUGAGACAAA